AUGGACUUAGACAAGGAACGACACAGUGACAAAUACUGGUAUAAUGUGUCAGCCCUUGUGAAAACGGAUUUCAGUGAAUUAUACAAAGUAGCUCCAAGACUUCUGAAUCAUUCACGUUUUUUGCACUCUAUUACUGGAGCAUUGUGGCCCAUGAACAUCUCUGUGUAUCAUAUCCAGACAACCAAGUCAGAAAUUUAUGCAAACACAUUAGCGUCUCGUUUCCUGGUUGGUCUGCAGCAACUGGUUCCAUUGGACAAUAUUUCUUCUUUGCUGAAGAAAAUUGUGAUCAGAGUAUCUGAAGUUAUUGACAUUGUUGUAAAAGAUUGUGAUCAUGAUAUACCCAACAUUCUGAUUAAAAAUACGCAUUCUUCUAAUUUGUUGAGAAAUUCAAGAUCUGCAGCACCUGAAAUUAAUGUAUCAGUAGAUUCUGAAUGUGUAUUUCUUUCCCUCAAAUAUGAUAACACUCAUACAUUUGUUGUUGUAGAUCCUCCUUCUAUUAGAAACCACAAUAUCUUCAAUGUAACUAGCAGCAGUUUUGAAGCAUCUUGGAGUAUAAAUUCUUCGCAGAAACAUUCGUUCCGAGUAGAAGUGUACAAAGGCAAGGAACUUGUUGAAAGAAUGGAAAUCACAGAUAUGAAGCUAACUAUGUUAAAUCUAGAAGCAGGUGUAAUGUAUACAAUGUCCAUCAGCUAUGAAGCUUGUGGUAAAAAUGUUACCUCCAGUAGAAUUGUGAAAACAGGUGAAAUUGUGGAUCCUGUUACUACACAGGGAUCAAAUGUAACUGACUAUACAACUACCACACCUUUCUCAAAGGCAGAAAUACAGGAGGUGUCAUCUUUCACUAAGUAUACUGAAGCAACAGUGCUGCCAUCUAGUGGCAUCCAGGAGUCAAGCACUCUUUCAGCAGGGAAGACAUUGGCAACAUCUCAAAAGAUGAAUAUAUCAGGGAAUUUCAGGAAGAAUAGCACCUUAAAUAGCCCAGAAACAGUUACUUUGGCUCCAAAAUGGUCGGGCAAUGUAACAAUCUCAAAUGGAACUGUAGCUGAAGAGAGAUGGACCACCCAAGAUCAGCAAAACUCUUCAACGACAUCAUCACCUGGAGUUUCAAACAUAGAAAACUAUUCUUUUAAGAGCAAUGAAUCUACAGUGGAGGCUACCACAACUCGCUUCUCAAUUGAAAGAAGUUCUGAGAAUGUUAUAGCCAUGAAUGUAACUGAAAAUGCCAAAUUUCAUGCUUUGAACCAUACCCUUGAUAAGCACAUUGGGGGAACUAACAGCUCUUGGUCUAAUGAAAGAAACAGUACAGCACCACCAUCUUCUUUUAAGAAGAAUAUGACAAUCUCCCUUGCUACAGAUUUGAGUGCGGUAUUUCCAGCUGAAAGAAUAUUUUUUUCCAGUGUGAUGAAUACUAGCUUUCAGAUUUCCUGGACUACACAUUUUUCAGCAAAUACUACUUUCCAUUUUCUGCUCUUUGAGCAGGAACAGCUGAUAAAGAAGAUUACAACCCAAAGCUGUCAUCUGAAUAUUUCUGAACUAAAACCAGGAACUUUGUACACUGUUAAAAUAAAGCCAGACUUUUAUGGAAAUGAAAGUAAAAUCGUGCAACGUAAAAUAAAGACAGCUGCCCAGAAGUUUAAUGGGACAAUUAGGAUAAUGAAUCUGAACUAUAGCUCAGAGUUCAGCAACUCAAGAAGUGAAAAGCACCAAAAUUUUUCAAAGAUGUUUCUUAAUGAAGUCCGAACAUCUUUGCCUCCUAAUAUUCUUCAAAAAAUGGAUGCUGGUAUGAUAAACAUUUCAAUAGUAAGCAUUAUCCCAGGAAGCAUUGUGGUCAAUUUCAGCCUCCUGAUUCCAACAGACAUGGAUGCAAGGAAUGUUUCUGAGUCUCUUCUUGAAGCUUUUCGAAACAGCAGCCUUUUCGAGGUUGAUAAUAGCAGUCUUUCCAUAUAUGUACUUUCUUCCAGUCUUAGUUCUGGAAAUGAACGGUCAAAGGAAUGGAGUAGCACAACUUUACCCUUGACCUAUCCAUCUACUUCAGACCCCAUGCCUUCAUCUGCCAAAGAUAAUUUUUCUAUUAGUAGUGGCAGAAGCUUGGAAAAUGCAACUGCCAACACUACAAUUAAUAAGCAAAAUAUAAAUCAAAGAACAAACAUUCAUGAUUUACCUCAGAAUUCGCCCUUGAUUAAGAGUUCUGCUGCUGGUUCAAUUAAGGAGGCAGUUCAAGUACUGUGUGAGUUUGAAAAAAUUGUCGUCUCCAUUAAGAAGAACUUUCUGCACCAGCAAUCUAUCCCAGAAACUUCCUUGUACCUAGGGAAUCCUCGCUGCAAUGUAACCUCCAGUAAUUCUAGUCAUGUGGUACUUCAGACAGGCUGGAACGAGUGCGAAACUGAAAUACAAACUAAUACCACACACACCAUUGCAAGAACUGUUCUUCGCAAUGAUUAUUCUUCCCAUGGGAUUAUCUACCACUUAAAGAUUUCAAGUCAAAUUCAUUGUAUCUUUCAGAACAAUCUCUUAACUUCAUCUGGAUAUACUUCAGAAGGAAUUUAUACCAUUUUUGAAGAUUUACAUGGAUCUGGACACUUCUUAACAGAAAUGCGAUUGCUUAUUGGCAAUUCUCCAAUUCCACAAAAUUUCAGCAUCUCUGGCAGUGAUAAUAUAGUAAUUGAGGUGGGAGUUCAAACAAGAAGCAAGAAACUCAAAGUGGUUGUUAGCCAAUGUUGGGCAACCCCAACCAAUAACUCAAUGGAUCCUCGCUCAUUUCAUUUUAUACAUGGCGGUUGUCCAGUUCCAAAUACAAACACCAACGUGAUUGCAAAUGGGAUAGCCAACCGAGCCCGAUUUAAACUGAAAAUAUUUUCAUUUGUCAAUGGUUCAGUGGUUUACUUACAUUGCAAAAUCCAAAUUUGUGUUGAACUUCCUAAAAGCACUUGUAGAACGAAUUGCCAGGGUUUCCGUUUUUGGAAAACAGGUGAAAUUAUUGAUACACCCAAAACAACUUGGGGUCCCCUUCGCAAAUUCAGUGGUAAACCACUAGCUGGAUUAAAGGAAAAGAAAAAAAGUGGUAUGGGAGUAGGCUAUAUCGUCCUCAUUGUUAUUGGCGUACUUGUUCUCGCGCUGGGAAUAGCAGGACUUUUGGUAUGCCGAUACAAACACAAGGCUGGGACCUAUGACAUCAAAAGGAGGACUGAGUGUUUUAACUACCGAGCCUUCCAUGAUUGAAAUACAUCUGGAAUCUUUCUAUAAAUAUAUUGGUCCAUGAAAUGCUGGAGGUGAAAGGCAGAACCAAAGCAGCUGAUACUCAGAUUAUCGGGCCUCUGAGAACUUCUUAUUACAUUUAUGUUGCUAUUGCAAACCAUUUGCAUCAUUUCAAGAGGGAAGAACAUUCACCAGUGAUUUUGUAAUUGGAUGUAUUUUUGCUCUGCCUCCCAGUUCCACAAUUAAUAUCACUUGCUUUUAAAAAGGUAGAAAACUUUUAGCUAUGUAAGAAAGUAAACCAAACAUGUUCUUUGAUCAGAAUCUUCCUUAUAUGUACUGUAAUUUUUAAAUACUGAAUGGAUCAUACAGUGCAAAAUAUCCCUUUCUUAAAACUCAUGUCUCCAUGAAGUUGCUUCUGCAGAUCUCUAAUUCUUACAAUAGCUUUCAAUCCAACAUUCAACUUCACACAUCUAUUUGGCAGAAAACUUACUCAUUCAAUUUCUCUUUGGAUAGUUAGCCUGGAAGCACUGAAUGUGGACUUGAAAUGAGGGAGAGAAAGAAAAAAGGGAGAGACAAAGGAAGGAAGGGAGAGAAAGAAAGAAACCAGAAAACACUAUCAAUUGUAAUACAAUAAUACUUGGAUCUUCAAUGAUUUGGAUGUUUUCUGAGUCUACAAAAUUUGCUAGAAUUUUGCUAUAGGAACAGCCUUUUAAAUUUUUUACAAUGCUUAAUACUUCAGUAAUUGUAGCAAGUAAAAUUGCUGCUAUAAAAUAGAUUGAUUUUGACAGACUAAGAGCUAAAAGUAAAUACAGAAACUUUGCUGAUGUGCUUUUAGAAGCUGCUGAAUUUUGGGUAUGUUUAUUAUAAAUCUUCAUUCCAAAGAAUGCUAUUUGUCUUAUAAACAUAUAGGAAAGAGGAACUAUUUUUAUAGCUAUUGUUUUUGACUUUCUAUAUCAUACUAAAAUUAAGUGAACAUUACCACUAUUGUAGGUGAUUUGUGAAGUGGGUAGAGCUGAAAGAGAAACUGAACAAUUUGCUUUCAAUAUAUGCCAAA
Molecule: messenger RNA, 4249 nt
Organism: Thamnophis elegans (Western terrestrial garter snake)
Lineage: Eukaryota; Metazoa; Chordata; Lepidosauria; Squamata; Natricidae
Gene: UMODL1
Product: uromodulin like 1
Exons: 16
Coding region: 1-3219 (1072 amino acids)
Cellular component (GO): cell surface
Molecular function (GO): protein binding
Source: RefSeq, a predicted model, not a curated record